This is a messenger RNA of Sturnus vulgaris (Common starling), 2073 nucleotides long. It is a transcript of the gene DARS1, whose product is annotated as aspartyl-tRNA synthetase 1. The record is from RefSeq and is a predicted model, not a curated record. Gene Ontology annotation, cellular component: cytosol; cytoplasm; aminoacyl-tRNA synthetase multienzyme complex. NCBI's taxonomy places the organism in Eukaryota, Metazoa, Chordata, Aves, Passeriformes, Sturnidae. Gene Ontology annotation, biological process: aspartyl-tRNA aminoacylation. Gene Ontology annotation, molecular function: RNA binding; aspartate-tRNA ligase activity; ATP binding.
GCCGGUUGCCGCAGGAUGCCGAGCGCCGCCGGCCGCGGGCAGGGCCAGGACCGGCGCCCGGAGAACGAGGACUCGUCGGCGGCUGAUGAUUAUGCUAAGGAAAGAUAUGGAGUGUCAUCAAUGAUACAAUCCCAAGAGAAACCAGAUAGAGUUUUGGUUCGCAUAAAAGACUUGACAGUGGAGAGGGCUGAUGAAGAGGUUUGGGUUCGUGGCAGAAUUCACACCAGCAGAGCUAAAGGGAAGCAGUGUUUCUUAGUCCUGCGUCAGCAGCAGUUUAAUAUCCAGGCUCUUGUGGCUGUGGGACAGCAUGCAAGCAAGCAGAUGGUAAAGUUUGCUGCCAACAUCACCAAAGAGAGCAUUGUGGACAUAGAAGGCGUUGUGAGAAAAGCACAUCAGAAAAUUGGAGGUUGUACUCAGCAAGACGUUGAGCUUCACGUUCAAAGGAUCUAUGUGAUCAGUUCGGCUGAACCCCGGCUGCCCUUACAGCUGGAUGAUGCUGUUCGACCAGAAGUGGAAGGAGAGGAGGAUGGAAGAGCUACUGUAAACCAAGAUACAAGACUGGACAACAGAAUCAUUGAUCUGAGGACCUCCACUAGUCAGGCAAUCUUCUGCCUUCAGUCUGGUAUUUGUCAGCUUUUCCGAGAAACUCUUAUUCGCAAGGGAUUUGUGGAAAUUCAGACUCCCAAAAUCAUUUCAGCUGCCAGUGAAGGAGGAGCCAAUGUGUUUACUGUAUCCUACUUCAAAACCAGUGCCUACCUGGCUCAGUCCCCACAGCUGUACAAGCAGAUGUGUAUAUGUGCUGACUUUGAAAAGGUUUUCUGCGUCGGGCCAGUAUUUAGAGCUGAGGACUCCAAUACACACAGACAUCUGACUGAGUUUGUUGGUCUGGAUAUUGAAAUGGCAUUUAAUUAUCACUAUCAUGAAGUGGUAGAUGAGAUUGCAGAUACCUUGGUGCAGAUAUUCAAGGGGCUUCAGGAAAGAUUCCAAACUGAAAUUCAGACAGUGAGCAAACAGUUCCCUUGUGAGCCAUUUAAGUUUUUGGAGCCAACUCUGAGGCUGGAAUACCGGGAAGGUGUGGCCAUGCUUCGAGAGGCUGGUGUGGAGAUGGGUGAUGAAGAGGAUCUCAGCACACCUAAUGAAAAGCUCCUGGGACGCCUGGUAAAGGAAAAGUACGAUACAGACUUUUACAUUCUUGACAAAUAUCCUCUUGCUGUGAGGCCUUUUUAUACAAUGCCAGACCCAGCCAACCCUAAAACCUCUAACUCGUAUGAUAUGUUCAUGAGAGGAGAAGAAAUUUUGUCUGGAGCUCAGAGAAUUCACGACCCCCAGCUGCUGACAGAAAGAGCAAAGCAUCAUGGCAUUGAUUUGGAGAAAAUAAAGGCUUAUAUUGACUCCUUUCGGUUUGGUGCACCUCCACAUGCAGGUGGUGGAAUAGGGCUGGAGAGGGUGACCAUGCUGUACCUGGGGCUGCACAACGUCCGGCAGACCUCCAUGUUCCCAAGGGAUCCCAAACGCCUGACGCCCUGACAGGAGCUGCUCUGAGAGCUGGGAAUGCUCUGCCCUGCAAACAGGAUCUGACUGCAGGCAUAGCCCCUGCUGCUGGUGAACGUGUAUUCAUUAAUUUGAGCAUUAUGAUAUGCAAUUAAAAACAAAAUUUUCCUUCAUUAAAGUGCCACAGUAAUUUUUUUUAUCCUUAGUUGUUUAUUUAAAGGAAAAUAUUUUAACAGAUCAAGACUCUUUGUAUUGGCAACUGCACAUUUUUAAUGAAAAUAGAAUACUUGAAUUAGUAUUUUAGUGUCGCAUUAAAUUGUACCAUUUUCUAAACAUUUUAAUAAAUUAUGCAAUAACCAUUUUGCUUUUUUAACUUAUGUCAGCAAGAUUGAAUAUUCUGAAGUACUGACUCCAAGAUAGUGACUGGAUGCUUGCAAUUUAAAAAUCUAGAGAGACCAGCCAGUUGAUAAUUUACAUGAGUGUCAGGUCGGGAUGCAGGUGAGAACAUUCUUAACAAGAAAACUUCGUAAGCAGUUGUUAAAAUAGGUUGAAAUAAAGCUCUCAAAGUAAAUUAGAUACAAA